AUGGGACUUACUUCGAUUCUUAUUGCUCAAGUUCUCUUCCUAGGUGCGGCCAACUCGGCUGUCGUCAAAAGAUGGCCCUGUAGCGUCUCUCCGACUGGCCCAACCGACCCAAGCGUCGCUAAAAAUUGCGGCUAUUGGGUUAAUGAUGUUGCAAAGAAUGACCAGUGUGCUGACCUAGAGGGGUACUUCGACAUUUCAAGGGAAGAGCUGGUGAACUGGAACCCUUCUCUCAAGGAGAACUGUCGGCUUCAGAAUGGCCAUUCCUACUGUGUUGCUGCAUCAGAUUUGACGACGCGGUCCACAGAUUCAGCCGAAGAAGCGAGUCGUAUGGACAUGGCAACUGGAGUUGAGGCUGCCGAUCUGCCCUCUCCCACGCAGGGCGGUUUGGCUGCCAACUGCAAUGCUUUCUACAAAGUUAAAACGGGAGACAGUUGCUGGUCCAUCAUAAACGAUUUUGGUAACUUUUCGAUCUACGAUUUCUACCGCUGGAAUCCGUCAGUUGGCCAAUCUUGCGAGGCCCUAUAUCCCGACUACUACGUAUGCAUCGGCGUCCAAGAACAGGAACCCCCCGUGGCUACGCCCACCAACCCCCCUGGUCCAGUGCUGUCGGGUACUCCAGCAAACUGCAACAAGUAUCAUAAGGUGCUGUCAGGUGACAACUGCUGGGCCAUUGCAAACCAGUAUGGAAUAUCUUUGGAUCAAUUCUACUCGUGGAACCCCGCUGUGAAGCCGACUUCAUGCCAAUCUCUAUUACCAGAUUACUACGUCUGCGUCGGUGUCGCUGAAACUCCUUCCGCCACCGCCACCCCACAGCCAACACCACAACCGCAGCAGUCUUCGUCUCCCGACCAACCAAUGCCACAGCCUAUCCUUUCCAGGCUGCUCAGAAUCCUGCUCUAG
Molecule: messenger RNA, 900 nt
Organism: Aspergillus fumigatus Af293
Lineage: Eukaryota; Fungi; Ascomycota; Eurotiomycetes; Eurotiales; Aspergillaceae
Product: LysM domain protein
Exons: 5
Coding region: 1-900 (299 amino acids)
Source: RefSeq, a predicted model, not a curated record